AUGCGUCUGGUCGCGGCGGCGGCGACCACGCCGCUCGCGCGUUCCGUGUGCGCGUGCCUGCUUCGAUCGGUGAACAGCGGCAACCCCGGUGGUCAGCCUCGGAGCGAGGAGGCGCAGCGACAGCUGAUGUUCUUCUGCAACUCCCUUCGGUUUACCUCGCUGAGGACCCCGACACCGAUGGCGCAGGUUCAAUCGUGGACAACAUUCACGCCCUACUACGCCGAGGACGUCAAGUACAGCUUCAGCCAGCUCACCACGCCGUUGGAGGAUGAGAAGACGCUCUUCUCGCUCAUCGUGGCCACGUUCCCAAACGAUUACGAAAAUUUGAAGGAGCGCCUGGGGGUGCUCGGCGCCGACGACGACGCCGUCCUGCGCAACCACUGGACGGAGGCUCAGGCGUGGGCGAGUGACAGGAGUCAAUCCCUGGCGCGCUGCGUCCGCGGCGUGACCCUUUACGGCAGCGCGCUCAGGCUUCUCGCGAGGCUCGAGGGCCACGCGGAGGAUGAGGUGGAGGCUCUGGUUCGGAGCAAGUACGAAUUUUUGGUGUCGGCGCAGAUCUUUGGCACCCAACGAUCUGCUCGGCCGGGCACUCUUGAGAGGUUCAAGGCGCAGGCGAUCGAGGAGCUCAUCGUGGGCAACCGCGACCUGCGCGUGUGCUUCGUGCACGUCCCCGAGGACCCGUCGGUGGAGGAUUACGCAUCCUGUCUCAUCGGCGUCGACGAGUCAACCGGCAAGUGCAAAAUUGACUACAGAGUCAAGCUCCCCGGUAACCCCGUCAUAGGCGAGGGUAAACCGGAGAACCAGAACCACGCGGUCAUAUUCGCCAGAGGCGCGCACCUUCAGACGCUGGACAUGAACCAGGACAACUACAUGGGCGAGGCGUACAAGAUGAGAAACCUUCUGGACAGUUUCAAAUCCGACGGCGUCGUGUUGGUGGGCUUCCCAGAGACAAUCUUCUCCGAGACUCACGGCGCGGUGGCGCAGUUCGCCGCGAUCGCCGAGUUCAUCUUCCAGACGUUUCAGAGACUGAUGACGUGGCCACUCAUGGUAAGGUUCCACUACGGCCACCCCGAUGUCUGGGACAAGGCCUUCACGAUGACCAACGGGGGCGUGAGUAAGGCAAGUCGAGCCUUGCACGUCGCCGAGGAUUUGUUUGGCGGAGUCAACGCGGUUGCGAGGGGCGGCAAGGUCAUCUUCGAGGAGUUCAUCGAGUGCGGCAAAGGACGCGACAUGGGUUUCACGUCUGUGAACGGCUUCGAGCAGAAGAUUUCCGGAAGCUCUGGCACGAUCUCCAUGUCCAGGGACCUGUACCGGCUGCACAAGGGCAUGGACGCUUUGAGGGUGUUUUCGCUGUACUUCUCUGGUCCUGGUUUCUUCAUCAGCAUGAUGCAGACGGCUUGGUGUGUGUACCUUUACAUCCUCGCGCACGCCGCGCUCGCGGUGGCGGACCUCGAAAUUUACCGCGUCUACCGCUACUUCAAGAUGACGGAGACCCAGACCUCUCUCAGUUUAUCGAGGGAGGAGGGAGGGUACUACAACUCGAUUUACGCCAUCCAGCUCGGCUUCCUCUCGGUUCUCCCGCUGUUCCUGAAGAUGUGCGUGGACCGCGGGGUGCGCGACGGGUUCAAUUACGUCGUCUCAACGCUGGCACAGGGCAGCUGGGCGUUCAACAUAUUCACCAUGACCACCAAGGGGUAUAACUACAUGCGCGCGCUUUUGUUUGGGCAGGCGCAGUACAUAGCCACCGAGCGCGGCUACGUCUUGAUGAACGCCAGCAUGGUUGUCCUGUAUGGGCUUUACGCUAAAUCCCAUCUGUACCAGGGCAUGGAGCUGCUCGUGUACCUGGUGCUGUUUCACCUGAACACGCAGUUGCCGGUUUCAUUUUUGUACUCGUGGUCCGUGUGGAUGUUCGCGCUGUGCGUGGUCAUCGCGCCGUGGUGGUUCAGCCCGCAGGCGACGAACCUGUUCUGGAUGCGGCACUCGUGGCUGGACUGGCGCCGGUGGAUCGACGGUAACUUCAACCAACCGAGGGUGAGCCACGGGUCGUGGGCCAGCUGG
Messenger RNA from Micromonas commoda, 2058 nucleotides. RefSeq names its product glycosyltransferase family 48 protein. The record is from RefSeq and is a predicted model, not a curated record. The annotation marks the transcript as partial. NCBI's taxonomy places the organism in Eukaryota, Viridiplantae, Chlorophyta, Mamiellophyceae, Mamiellales, Mamiellaceae. The transcript has a single exon. Gene Ontology annotation, molecular function: 1,3-beta-D-glucan synthase activity. Gene Ontology annotation, cellular component: plasma membrane; 1,3-beta-D-glucan synthase complex. Gene Ontology annotation, biological process: (1->3)-beta-D-glucan biosynthetic process.